Alosa alosa (allis shad) is the source of this 1627-nucleotide messenger RNA. It is a transcript of the gene ppp5c, whose product is annotated as protein phosphatase 5, catalytic subunit. NCBI's taxonomy places the organism in Eukaryota, Metazoa, Chordata, Actinopteri, Clupeiformes, Clupeidae. The record is from RefSeq and is a predicted model, not a curated record. Gene Ontology annotation, cellular component: cytosol; nucleus. Bases 32 to 1510 code for a protein of 492 amino acids. Gene Ontology annotation, molecular function: protein serine/threonine phosphatase activity; protein binding. The transcript has 13 exons.
UGUACAGUUUGCGACGGUGCCCUCAACGGCAAUGGCGAGCGUGACGGAUAGCGGCAGUGAGAAGAUGGCGGAGGAAGAACGGAAUGCCAAUGCCGAGAAACUCAAGGAGAAGGCCAAUACUUACUUUAAAGACAAAGACUAUGAGAACGCAAUCAAGUAUUACACAGAGGCGAUCGAGCUGAACCCUACUAAUGCCAUCUACUUUAGCAACCGCAGUUUGGCCUACCUGCGCACAGAGUGCUAUGGCUAUGCCCUGGCCGACGCCACCAGGGCACUGGAGGCGGAUAAGAACUAUAUCAAAGGCUACUACCGACGGGCCACUUCCAACAUGGCACUGGGAAAGUUCAAGGCCGCGCUCAAGGAUUAUGAGACGGUAGUACGGGUGAGGCCCAAUGACAAGGAUGCCAAGAUGAAGUACCAGGAGUGCAACAAGAUCGUCAAGCAGAAGGCCUUUGAGCGGGCCAUCGCCAGUGAUGAACUUAAGAGAUCGGUGGUCGACUCCUUAGACAUUGAAAACAUGACGAUUGAGGACGAGUACACAGGUCCCAAACUAGAGGAGGGGAAAGUCACGCUGAAGUUCAUGAAGGAACUAAUGGCCUGGUUCAAGGACCAGAAGAAGUUGCACAGAAAGUGUGCCUACCAGAUGCUGAUCCACGUUAAAGAGGCUUUAUCCAAACUUCCUAGUCUUGUUGAGAUUACGCUUAAAGAGACAGAGAAAAUCACCGUUUGCGGUGACACACAUGGUCAGUACUAUGACCUCCUCAACAUUUUUGAGCUGAACGGUUUACCUUCCGAGACCAACCCCUACCUGUUUAAUGGGGAUUUCGUUGACCGCGGCUCGUUCUCAUUAGAGGUCAUCCUCACACUCUUCGGCUUCAAGCUGCUCUAUCCCGACCACUUCUUCCUGCUGAGGGGUAACCACGAGACGGACAAUAUGAACCAAAUGUACGGCUUCGAGGGUGAGGUGAAGGCCAAGUACACGGCACAGAUGUUCCAGCUGUUCAGCGAGGUCUUCCAGUGGCUGCCACUCGCACAGUGCAUCAACGGCAAAGUGCUGGUGAUGCACGGAGGCCUGUUUAGUGAGGACGGCGUAACCUUGGACGACCUGCGAAAGAUUGAGAGGAACAGACAGCCUCCAGACUCCGGUCCCAUGUGUGACCUCCUGUGGUCUGACCCACAGCCUCAGAACGGGCGCUCCGUCAGUAAGCGAGGCGUGAGCUGCCAGUUUGGGCCAGAUGUGACGCAGCGCUUCCUGGAGCAGAACAAGCUGGACUACAUAAUACGCAGCCACGAGGUCAAGGGCGAAGGCUACGAGAUCACCCACUCAGGGAAGUGCAUCACCGUGUUCUCGGCGCCCAACUACUGUGACCAGAUGGCUAAUAAAGGAGCCUAUAUCCACCUCAAGGGAUCUGAUCUCAAGCCAGAGUUUCACCAGUUCACUGCUGUGCCUCAUCCGAAUGUCAAGCCCAUGGCAUACGCCAACACCUUGAUGCAGCUGGGCAUGAUGUAGAGGCUACGCUGCGUUUGUCCGAGUCUUCGUCUCAGUCUGCUGGACCACAGUUGGACAGCAGCUGGUCACCUGCUCUCUCCUCCGUGCACUCUAGCACCCCCGCCCGGCCCCCCCGCC